This is a messenger RNA of Schistosoma turkestanicum, 4856 nucleotides long. Lineage: Eukaryota; Metazoa; Platyhelminthes; Trematoda; Strigeidida; Schistosomatidae. The record is from the annotation of a GenBank genome assembly.
AUGCAAUCAGAUGGUUCAAAAGAAAAGCUUCUACCCAAUACUCAUCAUCAUAACCAUAAUCACAAUACUAAUCAAUAUCCUACUGUACUACUUACAAACAGACAAUCUCCAUCUAAACUCAAUUCAUACUCUUCACAUAAACCAGUCAUGAUAAACGAUAAACCAAAUCGAAUUAAUCAUUCUGAACAUAGUAAUGAUAGUACAAAAGAUUUAUUAUCUCCUGGUGAUUUAGUAAAAGAUCGAUGGCGUAUUGUAUGUAAGUUAGGAGGUGGUGGUUUCGGUGAAAUCUAUGAAGCGAUCGAUACAAAAUUAGAACGUAUUCAACAUUCUUCCUCGUCCACCACCUCGUCAACAUCCUCUUCAUCACAUGGCAAUGAGUUGUUACAGUUGAAUUUAAAACGUCACAAUUACACUGAAUACUCGUUAUGUUUAAAUUGUGCAACUAACAGUACUCUGAACAUGCCAGUACAUUCAUUGCCAACUGGUCAAAAUGGUUCACAGGUUAUAAAAUUAAAACAACAAGAUAUUGGUUCAGAUAGUGGUAUAGCUGGUGUACAAGCGUGUUCAUUAGAUACGCCAUUUCAAAAUGGCGCGAGAAUUCAUUCUGCUGGUACAACGACGUCCGCCUCACUGUCAUCACGUCAUUUCAUGCAUACAUCUAAUGAAUAUAAGCCCAAUAGAAAUAAUAAUCAUCAUCAUCAUCAGCAAGAAGAUCGUUUAUUACAAAAAAUCAACACACAAGAUUUCACUGUGAGUAAUGCAUCGACUCCAAGAGAUAAUUUUGACAAAAAAAGUAUCGUUUGUAUGAAUUGUAAAUGUGAAUUACCAUCACAAGGAUGCAAUGACAAAUAUCCAAUGAAUUGCGGCAAAUAUGAAUCAAAUGGUGUAUCAUCAACAACUGAUUCAGAAAUGUCUAGUUUAAAUAAUGAUUUUUAUGAUUAUCGUGUAGCUAUUAAAGCUGAAUCAGUACGUCGUGCUAAACAAGUGCUAAGAAUGGAAGUAUCAGUGUUACGUCGUCUACAAGGUAAAUCAAAUAUAUGCCGUUUAUUUGGUUGUGGAAAGAAUGCUAAAUUCAAUUAUAUGGUUAUGACAUUACAGGGAAAAAAUCUUUCUGAACUACGUCGAACUUUACCCGGAGCAAUUUUUACACUUGGCACAGCUUUUCGUCUCAUUAAACAAUGUAUAAUUGCCUUACAAUAUCUACAUGAUGCUGGUUUCCUACAUCGUGAUGUAAAACCAGCAAAUUUUGCUAUACAACACGGUAAACCAAAAGAUAAUUCACAUCGAGUCCAAGUGACUCUGCUGGAUUUUGGUCUUGCCAGACAAUAUACAACCAAUGGACCAGGUAGUGAUGUACGCAACGCACGACAAAUUGUCGGAUUUCGUGGCACCGUCCGAUAUGCAUCAAUCAAUGCUCAUGCACAUCAAGAAUUAGCUAGACGAGAUGAUCUCUGGUCACUUGUUUAUAUGUUUAUUGAAUUCGUCUGUGGUCGUCUACCAUGGAAACGUAUACGUGACAAAGAAUUAGUUGGACAAAUGAAAAUAGCUUUAAAUCAUAAAGAAUUAGCUAUUAAAUCUGGUCUACCAAUGAAUAUAGUUAGUGUAUGGAUUACACAUUUAGAACAAUUAGAAUAUAAAACUAUGCCUAAUUAUGAAUUACUUAUCACAUGUCUAGAUGAAUGGUUAAUACAACAUCACAUAGAUGAAUCAAAUCUUUAUGAUUGGGAAAAUCCAUUGCCCGGUAGUUCACUUGUCAAUGAUACAAACAGUCACCAACAACAUCAACAACAACAACCUGGUACAAUUACACUUUAUAAACCUGAUCAAAAACCACUCUUCUCAGAACAAUUUAACCAUAAAGAAGUUAGAACACCGCAACAUUCAAUGAAUCAAAUGAAUGUAGACGAAAAUAUUGUUGAACAACUACAACAACAACAGAAUCAACUGAAAGAAGGCGACCAUGAAGUGGAGGAUGAAGAGUAUGUUCAUAAUAAAAUGAAUGAAACACUCAAACCGAAUACACUUUUACAAAUUGUGCGCGAUAAUCAAUUGUUGAAAUUGAAACAAUCUACAAUUAAUUUAAACAAUCGACAUUCAACUAGUCAAUGUAAUUUAAUAACAAAUAGUCGUUCAACUGUUGUCGAAAUUGGUAAAAAGUUUUAUGAUAAUAAAUUAUUGAAACAAAAGAAUUUAUUGAAAAAUUAUGGUAGUCUAGGCGUUGAUUUAUCAAGUCAUGAUGGUGAUAUGGAAAAUGCCAUAAUUGUUGAAGAAGGAGGUGACGACUAUUCACGAAGUCGACAUCAUCAUCAUCAUCAUAAUCAUAAUAAAUUAUCCACUGUACACAAUAGUGCUGACUGUAUUCUCAUCGACGAUGAUCAGGAGGAUGAUGUGAAAGCAGUGACAGAGAUGGAUCUUCUACCUGUGAACACCGUCAAUGAUGAUGAUGAUGAUGGCCAUAAACAUGCAUUAAGAAUGCCUCAUAAUCAACUAACUAAUUCUAAUGUCAUCAAGAAUUCCGUUGAUCAUUUUGAAGAAAAUCUAACUGAGAAUGAUGAGAAAAAUGUGGAGAUUUUACCCAACAAAUCUGAGUCAUCAUGCAUAAACGGGACCAAUACGCAGAAUAGUGAUAGAAAUGUCAAUGAUAUCAAAAUGAUGGAUACAGUGAAAGAAUGUUUAAAAGUUAUUUAUGCAAAACCAAUUCCGAAUGGACAAGAUCAAGUUUCGAGUAAAGAAACUAUAGGAUCGAUGAAAGAUCCAAGCAUUUCAAGAACAAAUCACAAUAUGAAAGAGGCAAAUCAAAGCAGUCAAGACAACAAAUCGGAUGUCGAUGGACAAAGUUUGUAUAUGCCAUCGGUAAACGCAAUGAACUCAUCUACCCUACCGCCAACUAGUGAUUGUGGUCGAACAAAUCCUAGAGAGAAAAUACAUGCUAUCAUUCAAAAUCUACUAGCUCGUCGUCAAAGUGAAGAGAAUGUUACAUCGAAAUUAAGCGAUGGAGCAACUUCUCGACGAUCACCUAAUUGGUCCGAAUCUAUAAAUAAUACACGUAAAUUUAGUGAAAUAAACUCGUCGAAUUUAGAUUUACGAGUAGAAGAUAGUGAUGUUGAUAAGUUGAUUUGUCAAUCAGAUCGUCAAUUAUUUGAUCAAACUUCCCCAUACUAUAUUCAUUUCGCUUUAGGUAAUAACACUACCGAUGAUAAUGAACAAUAUCAUAGAUUUCUAAGGGUACCUCGUAAAGAUCACCUCAGUUUGAGUACACUACGUCUUAAUCGUACUAGGAAAUCCGUUUCAUUUGAUCGAUCCAAUCCAACUUUUGAAUGCAAUUUCAUGCCAGAUAACAAACAUGAUAUGACAACUAGUUCCGAUCAAAUUUUAAACGAUCACCUAGAAAAUACAAGUAGAAGACAGAAUUUCAAUUCACAAUCAAACAACCAAUAUCCAGUUCCACGAACAAAACGUACACUUUAUCUAAAUACACAUUAUUCAGACCAGUCGAUAAGACAACCAACACAAAAUCUUUCCAUCAAAUCAAUCAAUAUUCCACAGAAUAAACAUGAAAAUUUGAAACUAUUCACAAAAUCAUCCUAUCAAACGAAUCUACCGAUUUUUGAAUCAACCGCCGAGAAUUAUCGACAAAAACUCAUUGAUAACAAACAUAAACAAUGUCAACAGAAAAUUAUGAAUUCAACCAAAUUACUCGGACCAACUAUACGUCCUGUAUUAGAAAAAUGCAAAACUAUUCAUCAGAAUCUUGGACGUACUAACAAUCUUAGUAGCCAUAACAAUGGUAUCAAUAAUCUGAAGAGAAGUGAAAGUCUAGAGAAAUUUAAAAAGUUCAAUUCGUUAGCUAAGACAUCGAAUACACAACAGCUGAAGGCUAAUAAUAAAGCUGAGAUUGUUUUAUCUGAUGAAAAUUAUGAACGUUCAGAGUAUCAUCAACAAACAUUUUUGAGGCCAAAUAUCACAACUACUAGCUCAACAAUAAAUCAACUUUUAAAAAGUCAAUGUCUAGUGAAAACUAACUCGGAAAUUUCCAAUGAUUCAGAGAUUAAAAAACUCCACACACAACAUGAUGAUAACCGAUCUAAGCGAAUGAUUGGAAAAGAUUCGAUGAUUACUGCCAACCAAUCAACUGCACAACCAAUUCGACAUAAUUAUUCACGAUCAACUUUAAAAUCAUCGAAUCUUUAUUCUGCAGAAAAAUUAUUACGUGGACGAAAUGAUGAUGAAGGUGAUGAUAUGAAAGAGAAACAAACAAGUCACUUAGUUGUUAACUAUGCUUAUUCCCCAUUGAAAUCAACUUCUGGCGGCUGUUUAUUAGGAUCAACAUCACCAACAACAAAUUUAACUGAUGAACGUUCUAUUCUGUCAAAAUCAAUUCAUUAUCGACAAUCAACAGAAACAUCCGCAUCACCAUCAUCAUCAUCAUCAUCACGCCAUCGUCGACGUCGUUUGAAUUCAAUUCAUGUUGUACCUUCGGAAUUAUAUCAUUAUCAACAACGUAAUCCACAAUUUCCUCUUUCUAUGUUUGAUAAUAACAAUACUACUACUAAUAAUAAUAAUUCUACUAGUACACCGUCACAUAUUUCUAAAGUGAAUUUACGCACAUUAAGAUCUCAAUCAGCUGAUAGAGUGUUAAAAUCACGAACAGCUUGUUGUACCACCACAAGCACAUCGUCGUUUCAAACAGCUUAUUUGUUACAGUCAACUUUAUCCAAUCAUUCUUCUUCAUUGUCACGUUCAAAAUCAAAACCAACUUCCAGGGUUACGAUGAAUGAUUUUCAAAAAACUUAUAAAUUGAAUUCGUUAACAUCUACAAAAAAGUUUUGAAACAGUCUGUGUGUAAGUGUGUGCGU